AUGUAUUUUAUGCGGAAACAGAGUCGUGAACAACAACUGAAAUUCAUCAAAUUGCGGAUGCCCAGUCAAAUCGAUGAUCUUCAUAACUACGUUUCACUUAUGUUCACUCCUACAAUUCCACAUUGUACAGUGGCGACAUUAAUUGGUCUGGCUAUUAAGGUGAAGAUGCUGCGCUGUCUGCCUUCUCGCUUCAAGAUUGACGUAUUUAUAACCCCCGGUUCGCAUCAGAGCGAAGCUGCUACGGUAAUGCAUGAAGUCGACACCUCCAUGCAGCAGAAGACGAACGCCAAUGACCUUCCGGCCUACCGCAAGCAUGAGCCAGUGGCUGUUCCUCAAUCUCAGGUGACAUGA
Messenger RNA from Soboliphyme baturini, 351 nucleotides. The record is from the annotation of a GenBank genome assembly. Lineage: Eukaryota; Metazoa; Nematoda; Enoplea; Dioctophymatida; Soboliphymatidae.